Molecule: messenger RNA, 1749 nt
Organism: Cinclus cinclus
Lineage: Eukaryota; Metazoa; Chordata; Aves; Passeriformes; Cinclidae
Gene: PALS2
Product: protein associated with LIN7 2, MAGUK p55 family member
Exons: 12
Coding region: 127-1749 (540 amino acids)
Cellular component (GO): plasma membrane; cell-cell junction
Molecular function (GO): protein binding
Source: RefSeq, a predicted model, not a curated record
GCGGCACCUCCGGCUCGCGCCGUCCCUCCGGCAGCCCCGCGCGCCCGGGAUCGUCCAUGGGGCCCAGCGGCGCCCGCUGAGGGAGGAGGGGACGGGGAGCGGCGGGAGUCGGUACCGGCCGCAGCCAUGCAGCAGGUCUUAGACAACCUUACUGAUCUGCCAACAUCCACAGGCGCUGAAGAAAUAGACCUGAUUUUUCUUAAAGGAAUCAUGGAGAACCCUAUCGUAAGAUCACUUGCCAAGGCUCACGAGCGACUGGAAGAUUCAAAACUUGAGGCUGUCAGUGACAACAACCUGGAGCUGGUGAAUGAAAUUCUUGAAGACAUCAGUCCUUUAGUAAAUAAGGAUGAAAAUGUUGCAGAACUGGUUGGAAUACUCAAGGAGCCUCAUUUUCAGUCACUCUUGGAAGCGCAUGAUAUUGUGGCUUCAAAAUGUUACGAUUCCCCUCCUUCUAGCCCGGAAGUCAAUAAUUCUUCAGUGAACAACCAGGUUGUUCCAGUAGAUGCUAUUCGUAUCCUUGGAAUUCACAAAAGAGCGGGAGAACCACUGGGAGUCACGUUUAGAGUCGAGAACAACGAUCUGGUAAUAGCCCGAAUUCUUCACGGAGGAAUGAUAGAUCGGCAAGGUCUUCUGCAUGUGGGUGACAUUAUUAAAGAGGUGAAUGGCCACGAGGUUGGAAACAAUCCAAAAGAAUUGCAAGAACUGCUGAAAAACAUCAGUGGAAGUGUCACUUUGAAAAUUCUCCCUAGCUACAGAGACACUGUCAUUCCUCAACAGGUUUUCGUGAAGUGUCAUUUUGAUUAUAAUCCCUAUAAUGACAACCUCAUCCCAUGCAAAGAAGCAGGUUUGAAAUUUUCUAAAGGAGAAAUUCUUCAGAUUGUAAACAGGGAAGAUCCGAAUUGGUGGCAGGCUAGUCAUGUCAAAGAAGGAGGAAGUGCAGGUCUAAUUCCUAGCCAGUUCCUGGAAGAGAAAAGAAAGGCUUUUGUUAGGAGAGACUGGGACAACUCAGGGCCUUUCUGUGGAACAAUAAGCAGCAAAAAAAAGAAAAAGAUGAUGUAUCUAACUACAAGAAAUGCAGAAUUUGAUCGCCAUGAAAUCCAGAUAUAUGAGGAAGUAGCCAAAAUGCCUCCUUUUCAGAGGAAGACCCUGGUCUUGAUUGGGGCCCAAGGAGUGGGGCGAAGGAGUUUGAAGAACAGGUUUAUUGUGCUGAAUCCUACUAGAUUUGGAACUACAGUGCCAUUUACUUCACGAAAGCCAAGGGAUGAUGAAAAAGAUGGGCAAGCAUACAGAUUUGUGUCACGAGCUGAAAUGGAGACGGAUAUUAAAGCUGGCAGAUACUUAGAGCAUGGAGAAUAUGAAGGAAAUCUUUAUGGCACCAAAAUUGAUUCUAUCCUUGAAGUUGUUCAGACAGGAAGGACCUGCAUCUUGGAUGUAAAUCCACAGGCCCUAAAAAUACUGAGGACUUCAGAAUUCAUGCCCUAUGUGGUGUUUAUUGCUGCUCCAGAGUUGGAGACUUUGCGAGCUAUGCACAAGGCUGUGGUAGAUGCUGGAAUUACAACCAAACUUCUUACUGACACUGAUCUGAAAAAAACAGUGGAUGAGAGCGCCCGGAUCCAGCGAGCCUACAACCACUACUUUGACCUGACCAUUGUAAAUGACAACCUGGACAAAGCCUUUGAGAAGCUGCAGACAGCCAUUGAGAGACUGAGGCUGGAGCCACAGUGGGUCCCCAUCAGCUGGGUCUACUGA